GGAAAGGUAUAAAUGAUACAACUGGAAGCUCCUGUUCAGCAGUGCCAUCGUCCCUUAGCAGGUCUACACCGUGAGAAGAAUAGUGCUGAGUAGUUGCUCGCCAGGAAGACGCCAUGAAGUCAAUCGUAUUGACAGCAAUUCUGCUGACCGUCUUUUCAACUGCCAGCUCCGGAAGACCUCGCAGCCGCCGCGCUGGAAUACUGAACUUCACCAGCGACAAGAGGGCUCAGCUGGGACUUCCCGUGGUACCUUCUCAGAGCGUGCCUAUCUUCUUCGGGAAGUUCGUAAGCUUCUCUGGGCAAGUCUUGCCGACACCUUCUGCCCCCAAAUCCAAGCCUAACUUAGCUGCCCUGGUUUCAACGCCGAAGGAAGUCGUCGGCAAUAUCUCUCACAGUUUCGGUAACGCUGUCGGUCUAAUCGUCGACCCCGUCGUCAGUUUCCUGGUGAACGCGUCUGAUGUCUUCCAGCGCGGCGUGUCCGACAUCAAGUCCACCGUAAAACAGACCGCCGUGGCUUCUGUUCAAGACGCGUCGGAGCUGGUGAAGAGUCUUCAUGCGAAGAAACUGUCCCUGCUCAACAAGCCUGUGCUUCCCAGCGCCGCCGUCCCUAUCAUUAUCCUGAGACCGCCUCUUCCAAUGGUGCCGAUAAAUGUUCAGUCAGCGGGUGGCGUCGCCAGCGGGGCGAAUAUCCUCCUCAACAGUGGCGGUGGCACUGUCUCCAGCUCCCAGGGUAACCUCAUCAUCGGCACCUUGGUAUCUGGACCAGUUUUGCAGGAUGCUGUUCCUGGUACAUUUGAUGCAGCUCUCUCCGGGGACAGUACUCUGGAUUCUGAAAGGUCGACCACUAAAACAUAUGUCACUGCUGAGUUUGCAACGUCGGGAGGACUUCUACCUGCUGGUAGUACAACCACUGGAAACCCUGUAGUUCCGACAGGGCUCGGUGCAGCUUCCUCGAAUGCAGCUGAUGCACGACCUUCUGCUUAAGUCUUUGUAAUUUUUUUGUAUCUAUGUACAGCUGACGUGACCAUACUGUGGCAUUAAACGUUUUUAUAGUC
Ornithodoros turicata is the source of this 1054-nucleotide messenger RNA. RefSeq lists its product as uncharacterized. The record is from RefSeq and is a predicted model, not a curated record. NCBI's taxonomy places the organism in Eukaryota, Metazoa, Arthropoda, Arachnida, Ixodida, Argasidae. The transcript has 2 exons. The coding region runs from base 114 to 983 and encodes 289 amino acids.